CAGAGGAAUCCCUGCUUGUUUUUAAACAGUUUUGUCCUUUGUUUUUAUCUGCCUCACCUGUUUUUACCUUUGGGACUGUCACUUUAGCGGCACCCAGGAUUUAUUGUUCCUCUUUUGGAGUAGCUAAUACACUCUUCUACUCACUCUCCAGACCUGCCGUGACUGUCAGCCCUCCACCGGUGGACUAUGCCCCCUUCAGUCAGCUGAGGGAGGGGGCUCUGUGCUGCUCAGGCUCAUCUAGAGAAGGCUUGGGCAGAAAUCAAAGAGGAGACGGUUAGGUUAUUGCUGAAAAUGCAAGCUUCAACUGUCUCACCUGUGACCAACACUUCACUGCCUUCAAAUACAACCACCACCACAAAGUCCAGAGACCAAAUACUCAUCCAGAGUUCUGGGGCUAUGAUCGCUGUCAUUGUCAUAGGUAUUAUCAUCAUUCUCGCCAUUUUACUGAUCAUCCUGAAGACAUACAACAGGCGGACACAUGCAUCCAGAGUCCUGGGAGCCAGCGGUGGCUCCAAACCUCGUCCGAAGAUGUCCCAGUCCACAGUUCAGAGCAGCAUGCCGCUGAGCACCAUGGGAGUCAACUCUGUGUCUGGCCACAUUGCCAAUUCAAACCCUGCCCCAGAGAACGGCUUCCAGCUGCCCAGGUUGGAACUGAACAGCGGGGAGGGAAUCCACAUCGAGCAGCACAGUUCCACCAGCGGAUCCACUGAGGUCACCAUGCGUGGCACUCCAUCAUUAGGAAACACAUAGCACCAAGACUGUGGUUUAGUCUCACAACAGGUAUUGACUGAUGGCUUGUCUUCAUCCGUGCCCACAUACUGUGUGCUGACUGAAUCCUGUGGAAACUCAAUCCGUGACGUUCGUGUUGUCACCGUCAAUCUCCACCAAUUGAGUCACUGCUGAUGUCUACAUGGACAACAACAUGUCCUUUUGUUGUACAAAAACACACAUUAUGAACAAAAUGGUACCAGACAUAGACAGAACGGAUGGCAUGAAGGAUGUUGCAUGACGGAAAACAGACUUUCUUGUGAAGAGUUGCUUUUUGGCUACAGUCAGUGUUCAGAGUAUAGACGCCAUAAGUUUCUCACUGUUUGUACUCGUUGAUGUUCCAUCACCACUAAUAAAAUGAAGAAAAUGAUGUGUAGUAAAGACUGUAAUGGCUUGAAAAUGUUAGUCUUAAGUGUGUACAUUUCUGUAUUAAGGAGAACGACGUAGGUUCAUGAGUAACUGUAGAAUUAGUAUAGUAAAGACAAAGACAGUAUGAUAGAAGAUAACUCAGUGUGUGAAGGUUACGUUUGAUUAAAGACACGUUGAUAUUGCAGAUUUAUUUUCUACCGACAACAUUCCUUACUAAAUUGUGUUCACCUAGCAUCAUACUGUCUUUGUCUUCUGCCCACAGAUUCUCUCAGAUUAGUUUUUGUUUAAGAAAUCUAAAAAAUGUCAAUGGAUUUUUUUUUUAUCAUGUAGAGUGAAGAGACCACAGAUAUUUUGUGAAACAUCUGGAUGUCAGCCUAACACGCUGAUGUGAAUCCUUUUUAAUUUGAAACCAAAGGAUUUUGCACUUUAUUUUCGUUGCUCCCUGUAUUUGUAUUGUUUGUGGUG
Molecule: messenger RNA, 1602 nt
Organism: Xiphias gladius (swordfish)
Lineage: Eukaryota; Metazoa; Chordata; Actinopteri; Istiophoriformes; Xiphiidae
Gene: ncmap
Product: non-compact myelin associated protein
Exons: 4
Coding region: 292-750 (152 amino acids)
Biological process (GO): regulation of myelination
Cellular component (GO): plasma membrane; Schmidt-Lanterman incisure; paranode region of axon
Molecular function (GO): structural constituent of myelin sheath
Source: RefSeq, a predicted model, not a curated record